GAGAAAACAACAGGCACACAGCUGGUGCUUCUGCGACAAGCCGCAGCCAGAUCCAAGCUGGCUCGCUUCGGCACAGUAUGCGGACCCCGGCGGCCAUGAUUGUGGGCAUCGUACUAGGUCCCUGCGGCCUUAUCCUGAACCUGACCAGCACGCUGGCUCCCAACUGGAGAGACGUGAGUCGGAUCCCUGACAGGGCUUUUGACCUUAUCCAGCACCAGGGCCUCUGGGACAUCUGCGAGGAAAGUGAAAGCACUCACCAGACCCAGUGCAACAUCCAAGACAGCCUCGGAUACUAUUCCCAGCAACCCGUGCAAGUGUCCAAGGGGCUCAUGCCUUCGUCUCUAGCAGUUCUCGUCCUUGGGCUGGCUGUGGCUUCGAUGGGCGUGCGCUGCUGGACGGAAACACCCCACUUCCUGCUGGCUGGGCUGGGCGGCCUGUUGCUUUUCAUUUCCGGGCUGCUGAGCCUUAUUGCUGUCUCCUGGUACAAUAACGAACUCUACAACCUCCCCGCCACUUCUGGCAGCAUCCUGCAGGUAGGCUACUGCCUGGUCCUUGGUUACCUAGGUAGCUGCCUGGAAAUCAUCGGGGGCGUCUCCCUCACCAUCAGCUUUCAUCAGUGCUGCAAGGAACGCAAGCUAAAGAAGGCUGCUACGAAUUACAAUUAUCCACCUGCCAACAAGCAGGUCCCGGCCAUUGCUUCCUCCAUUGACAACACAGAUUUCGAAAUGCAUUACAGGACUUCGAUGCCCAGGUCGUACACCAAUGCUCUCGAUGUAUUGGAGGAUGAACGUGUGAGUAAGUACAGCUAUAGGAGCAGGCUGCCCUGUGAGGAUGAACGUGCGAGUAAGUACAGCUACAGGAGCAGGCUGCCCUGUGACUCAGAUUUAUAG
This is a messenger RNA of Gekko japonicus, 890 nucleotides long. It is a transcript of the gene CLDN23, whose product is annotated as claudin 23. NCBI's taxonomy places the organism in Eukaryota, Metazoa, Chordata, Lepidosauria, Squamata, Gekkonidae. Bases 78 to 890 code for a protein of 270 amino acids. The transcript has 2 exons. Gene Ontology annotation, biological process: bicellular tight junction assembly; cell adhesion. Gene Ontology annotation, molecular function: structural molecule activity. The record is from RefSeq and is a predicted model, not a curated record. Gene Ontology annotation, cellular component: bicellular tight junction; plasma membrane.